CGAUUUUGAGCCUAACUUGACUUUUUUCCGAUCUUUUUCGAUUCGGUUCGGCUCGAUUCAAAAUUGCCCACCGGGUGAAGCUUCAAAAUUGCCGGGAAGCCAAACGGAUCCCUAAAACCCUAGCCUCCCUCCACAGUUUGCAUCACUAAAGCUUCGAAUUUGGUCCAAAAUCAAAGCACUCUCUGUUCUCCCGCUUCGAAUUUGGUCCAAAAGCAAAGCACUCUCUGUUCUCCCGUCUCUCUCUCUCUCUCUCUCUCUCAGCUUUCCAAUUUUCGUGAGAACCACACGGCUCUUGCCCUUUUAUGCUUAAACCCUAGUCCCCAUUUCCAUGCUCAAUCACAUCCAUAAAUGGAAGCCCAUACAUAUAUUACAAAAAUCUCGAAUUCUCGCUCCCCUCUCUUCCCUUAUCUUCACUCAACCCUCAGUGUCUGCAGCCAAGCUUGAUGACGAGCCCACCGUCGUCCCAAACCCUAGAAACGCCGUCUCCGAAGUCAUUGCCGGCUUGAGAAUGUUUGGUUUGGGAAAUUGUGUAGGUGAUCAUCGUUUCAAAACCAUUAUCCCGACUUUGAAUAAGCCUCAGGUGGAUUUGAUUAUUGAAAGCUUGAGCAUUGAGAACCCGGAGUCGGCUUUCGGUUUCUUCAACCUUUUGAGGAAUGAGUAUGCGUUUCGGCAUUCCAGGGUUUCAGAGUUUAUUGUUGCUCAUGUAUUAGCGGGGAGAAGGCUGUUUAAAGAGCUGCGUUUGGUUGUGAAGCAAAUGGUGGAUGAGGAAGGGCCCGGUUCGGCACAUUCACUUUGUGAGCUGCUCUUACAUAGAUUCAUGGACUGGGACUCGAGUGGUGUGGUGUGGGAUAUGUUGGCGUUUGCUUAUUCAAGAUCUGAGAUGAUUCAUGAUGCUCUGUCUGUUCUUGCUAGGAUGAAAGAUCUGAAUUUGAACGUUUCAACACCAACCUAUAACUGCCUGUUGCAUAACUUAAGGCAUACAGAUAUCAUGUGGCGUGUUUAUGAUGAAAUUAAAGAUAGUGGAACUCAUCAGAGUGACCACACUAUUGCCAUACUUAUAGAUGGACUGUGUGAGCAAUCUGGCCUACAAGAUGCAGUUUCGUUCCUCAUGGGUGUGGAAAGAGGGGAGAGUGGGCCUUCAGUUGUUUCAUUCAAUACCAUCAUGUCUAGGUUUUGUAAAUUGGGUUUUGUGGAUAUUGCGAAGUCGUUUUUUUGUAUGAUGUUCAAGUGUGGACUACUUCCAGAUUCAUACAGUUAUAAUAUUCUUAUUCAUGGGCUGUGUAUAGCUGGUUCAUUGGAAGAAGCAUUGGAGUUCACUAAAGACAUGGAGACGCAUGGGGUACAGCCUGACACAGUUACCUACAACAUUCUUUGUAAGGGGUUUCAUCUACUUGGUUUGAUGAGUGGAGCUCGCGAGAUCAUUCAGAAGAUGUUGAUUAAAGGGUUGAAUCCGGAUCAUGUGACAUAUACAAUUUUGAUAUGUGGACACUGCCAUGCCGGCAAUAUUGAAGAAGCCCUUAAGUUGCGGAAAGAGAUGCUUUCAAGGGGUUUUCAGUUGAGUGUCCUUGUAUACAGUGUACUUCUCAGCAGUUUGUGUAAAAGCGGACAAGUAGAAGAAGCAUUGAGAUUGCUGUAUGAGAUGGAAGCUGUUGGCUUGGAACCAGAUCUUAUAACAUACUCUAUCCUCAUUCAUGGCCUAUGCAAGCAAGGAGAUGUUCAGAGGGCAAGUGAACUAUAUAGAGAAAUGUACAUGAAGAGAAUCAUUCCCAAUUACUUUGCACACCGUUCUAUUCUGUUAGGUCUGCGUGAGAAAGGGGAUAUAUCCGAGGCAAGGAAAUAUUUUGAUAAUCUACUAACAAGGGAUGUGACAGAGGAUAUUGUGCUGUAUAAUAUUAUGAUGGAUGGAUAUGUAAAAUUAGGUAACAUUGUAGAAUCCACACGAUUAUAUAAACAAAUAAUUGAAAAGGGAAUAAAUCCUAGUAUUGUCACUUUCAAUACUCUUAUUUAUGGUUUCUGCAAAACUGGGAAACUGGUUGAGGCUCAUAAGAUGUUGGAUACCAUCAAGCUGCAUGGCUUGCUCCCAAGUCCAUUUACUUAUACUACUCUUAUGAAUGCCAACAUUGAACGAGGAAACAUCCAUGGCAUGCUUAAGUUGCUUCAGGAGAUGGAAGCAAAUGCUGUACAGCCAACUCAUGUAUCUUACACGGUAGUAAUUAAAGCACUUUUCAAACUAGGGAAGCUGCAGGAGGCUGUUCACUUAGUUGAGGACAUGUAUGCUAAGGGCCUAACCCCAGACCAAAUCACGUAUAAUACUCUGAUCAAAUGUUUCUGCAGAGGUCGAGACUUCUUGAAAGCUUUUCAGUUGCACAAUGAGAUGUUGGUUCAUAAUCUUGAGCCUACUCCUGUUACAUAUAAUGUUCUCAUCAAUGGUCUUUGUGUAUAUGGUGACCUAAUGGAUGCUGACAGGCUACUGGUUUCUCUUUGCGACUGCAAUAUCAAUUUGACAAAAGUUGCUUAUACCACAUUGAUCAAAGCACAUUGUGCAAAGGGUGAUGUACAUAGGGCAGUGGGGCUCUUCCAUCAAAUGGUGGAGAAAGGAUUUGAAAUUUCCAUUCGGGAUUAUAGUGCUGUUAUUAAUAGAUUGUGCAAAAGGUGUCUAAUAACUGAUGCAAAAUAUUUUUUCUGUAUGAUGCUAUCCGAUGGGAUUUGUCCUGAUCAAGAACUGUGUGAGGUGAUGCUGAAUACUUUUCGUCUUGUUGGUGAUCUCAAUUCAGUAGCUGAGCUUCUAGCUGAGAUGUUCAAACUUGGCUUUCUUCGUGAGUAAUCCAUGGGGGAAGUGAAGAUCUUUUGGCAUCUGACCAUUGGGAAAACUUGUUCGCCGGCUCAGUAGAAAAAUUCAGUUCAUGAGACCUCUGAUGUCUUAUGGAGAACUAUCUUAAGUUAUAUUUCUCCUUUCAACCGGAUGACAAGUAUGAAUUCUCAGAGCCGGCCCAGAUCCAGGGUUUUGUGAAGAAUUACUUGCAGUUUGUUUCCUUCCCCAUCUAUGCAUGGCAAGCAAAAUCAAGGACUGUUGAGGGGAGGACUUCAUUUUCUGCUUUGUCAAACCCUUUCCCUCUAUAUGGCAAGUUUUGAAGGUAUUAGUAGAAUUGGAUAUCUGCAUAUGCAGAAUCCAAAGGAAGUUGAAAAAGAUGAGUACCAUGAAUUUUACAAGAAAACUUUCAGUGAGUUCUUGGAUCCAGUUGCAUACACUCACUUCACCACUGAGGGUGAGGUGGAGUUCAGCGGUGUUCUUUAUAUUCCUGGAAUGGGUCUCUUAACAAUGAGGAUGUAGUGAAUGCAAGAACAAAGAAUAUACAUUUUUUCCUUGAUACCUGAGCUUUGUUAAGGGUCUGGUGGAUUCGAAUGAUAUUCCUCUUAAUGUUUCUCAAGAGGGUAUUCAAGAAAGUCGAAUUGUAAGGAUUAUGAGAAAGAGACUCAUACAGAAAACAUUUGACAUGAUUCAAGAGAUCUUUGAGAGUGAAAAUAAGAGGGUGGUAGCAGCAAUUAAGCUUGUGUUUUCUUCUUUGAUUCCACUUGAAAGGCUGAAAAUUGUUAUUAACUUGGAAAAUGGUAUUACUUGAUCCCAGGAUUACAAGAAAUUAUUGGAGAACUUUGGCAGGUUUCUAAAGUUGGGAUGCAUCGAGGACUCUGGAAAUCACUAGAGCAUCACACCCUAGUUGCGGUUCUACUGUUCAAAAAGUGAGGAAGAACUGAUAAGCUUAGAUGAUUAUGUCGAGAACAUGCCUGAGAACCAGAAGGCAAUCUAUUACUUGGCAGCAGAGAGUCUGAAAAAUGCGAAAAGUGCUCCAUUCUUGGAAAAGUUGGUUCAGAAAGA
Prunus avium (sweet cherry) is the source of this 3874-nucleotide messenger RNA. RefSeq lists its product as uncharacterized. The record is from RefSeq and is a predicted model, not a curated record. Gene Ontology annotation, molecular function: protein binding. NCBI's taxonomy places the organism in Eukaryota, Viridiplantae, Streptophyta, Magnoliopsida, Rosales, Rosaceae.